GACCAAGCGUGCUACCUCAUUUGUCAGAAAGAAAACCAUGGGGCCCUCAGGGAUUUGUUGGCCCAAUGGGCAUGCCAGAUUUUGCUGGACCUCCCCACAGAAGAAGUUUGGGUUUUGGAGGGUAUAUGGAUUAUGGUUUUUGUUGUUACAUUCUAUUUUCAAAUGACAUUUCGAUGAAAAUUUGAGGAUUGUCUAAUUAUUUUCUUUAUUCUUAUAUGAAUGUACAGAGGAAGCCAACCAGCUAUUAUUACAAGCACCACAGUUGAAGUUGUUGUUCCUCGCUCUCUAGUUCCUAUAAUACAUGGAGAAGAUGGUGCUUGUUUGAAACAAAUACGUCAGUUUUCUGAUGCAAAAAUUACAAUUACUGAACCUAAGCCUGGAUCAGCUGAAACUGUGAUUAUAAUAUCUGGAACACCUGAACAAACCCAUGCUGCACAGAGUCUUAUUCAAGCUUUUGUUAUGAGUGAGAGAGAAUCUGCCUGAACCUUCUAACCAGGGAAAAAAAUGAGAGAAGGAAGUGAGUAGCAUUGAAGAUGAAAAUAUUCUCUAGAGCUAGAAAUGUUGAAAUGAAUGGGAGAUAUGGCACUAAUACUGUUCUCCUCUUCUUCUUCUGAACAUAUUAUUUGAUGAUUGAUGUUAG
Molecule: messenger RNA, 640 nt
Organism: Rubroshorea leprosula
Lineage: Eukaryota; Viridiplantae; Streptophyta; Magnoliopsida; Malvales; Dipterocarpaceae
Source: the annotation of a GenBank genome assembly